This is a messenger RNA of Colletotrichum destructivum, 970 nucleotides long. RefSeq lists its product as uncharacterized. The record is from RefSeq and is a predicted model, not a curated record. NCBI's taxonomy places the organism in Eukaryota, Fungi, Ascomycota, Sordariomycetes, Glomerellales, Glomerellaceae. The transcript has 2 exons. The coding region runs from base 104 to 781 and encodes 225 amino acids.
AGUGCUUUUCGCGCCACGACAUCGGCAUAGUAUAUUGUCUAAGAUCUUUUUACCAGAUUGUAAGGUCACAUCCUAUUCAACAUCUUUUGAAUCAUAGCGCAAAAUGCAUCGCUCGGUGCGAACUGUGUGCAUCCUCGCGCUUUGGGGCAUGUUCAGUCUCAUCGCCGUCCAGGCACAAAACCACUCCGAAUAUCUUCUGCCUGGGGAUGAGAUAGAAUGGAAGGCUUUUGGCAAGAUCGAUCCUUGGGGCUUACCUCCUAAUGCUACUAAAGGCCGUGACAACGAUGGCGCAGUAUAUCUUGGCAGUGUUGGCAGCAAUCAAAUUGGUUGUGGCGUCGUCCCCUACGAUCCAGAUGGUGACAUCUGGUUGGUCCCCGCAGAGGACGACGAGUUUGAGUCGGUAGGCUACGUUCUACCUCACAGCGAGUAUAAUUCGACAUCAGACAGUUCCUUCGCAGACUGCGUGCUGCGUGAGGCUUCAGAAGCGGGAGGGUUGAUCAUCAACGAGAACUCCCUAGUUCCCCUCGGGUUGAGCAACAACGGAGCUGUGUACUGGUUCAGGGGCAAUCUAACCACGGUCCACAAGGUCCUCAAGCCCGAUGAGCCCGAUGAGCCCCGCACCAAAGCAAUCCGCCGCUGGUAUUCUAUUGCCAAAGCGCGGACUGAGUUGAAGAAACCGAAAGAUGACCCCAAGAAGAAGGCUGCGAUGCGACAAGCGCUCCUACAUGCACAGUUAGCCGGUCCCGGUCAGCCCGGUAGCCCCAGAGCAUCAUCCAAGUAGCGCAGCAGUCUGCAAACACACACUGCGUACUCGGAUAGAUAGGCUGCAAAUUCAGGCAGGACAUCAUAGCCAGAGAUAAGGGACGAUCCCAUGAGAACCUAUCUUCACGGGGGCUAAGGGGGACAACAAGCCCUCAUAUCUGCAUCCAAGUCAACACUCUCUUAGCAUAGUCUCAGCUAAACGAACUUA